Messenger RNA from Aspergillus ibericus CBS 121593, 1093 nucleotides. RefSeq lists its product as uncharacterized. The record is from RefSeq and is a predicted model, not a curated record. The transcript has 2 exons. Lineage: Eukaryota; Fungi; Ascomycota; Eurotiomycetes; Eurotiales; Aspergillaceae. Bases 100 to 924 code for a protein of 274 amino acids.
CACCACAGAUGCAAUUUUUUCCAUCAGUUGUCAGUUAACUUGGCCAGGCAGCACCGUAUCUACGAUCUAUCCAGCAUAUUGAUCAAUUGGUAUAUCACAAUGCAGGUUCUUCUCCUAGGCGGCCACGGUAAAGUGGCUCUGCAUCUGACCCCGCUUCUGCUCGCCCGCUCCUGGAACGUCACCAGUGUCAUCCGCAACGCAGAGCACGAAAAUGAGAUCCUUGCCCUAGGCAAAGGCGCUAGGGGCAAGCUGAACGUCCUCCUCUCCAGCUUGGACGACGUCAAGAGUGAUGCCGACGCCAAGAAGAUCCUAGACAGCGUUUCCCCAGACUAUGUGGUGUGGUCGGCAGGCGCCGGCGGGAAAGGCGGUCCCGAACGUACCUUUGCCAUCGACGAACGCGCCGCCAAACACUUCCUCUCUGCCUCGUUUGCCCACCCCAGCGUGACCAAAUUCCUCCUUGUCUCCUGGCUCGGUAGUCGACGAGUCCAGCCCGCCUGGCUCCCCGAUGACGAGUGGGGCAUCCUGCAAAACGUCUUCUACAACGUCCUGCCUGCAUACGCCAAAGCCAAGCUCGAAGCCGACGAGUACAUGACCGCGCUGGCAGCGCAGCGCAAAAAGCUUGUUGCUGCAGGCGCCGCGCGGCCCCUGCAAGCGAUCAAUCUGCGACCGGGGACAUUAACUGACACCCCGGCGACGCGCAAGGUCGACCUAGGCAAGACCAAAAAGGGCCGGGAUAUAGUGACGCGCGAGGAUGUGGCGAUCGUCGCGGAUCAACUGCUCGCCCGGGAUGACACAGAGGGCUGGUAUGAUCUGCUAGAGGGCGCGGAGCCCGUCGAUCAGGCCGUCGAGCGGGUGGCUCGGGAGAAGAUCGAUGCGGUCGAUGGAGAGGACGUCGAAGCCAUGGUUAAGCGAUUCGGCCUGUAAACAGACUGUGCAGUCCAUUGUAAUUAUGCAUGAUCAUACGAUCUCGAUCCUACAAUCCCGUUGAUCGUACUUGACCCGGACCGGUAAUGAGAUGCAAUUCAACGGAUGUACUGUACUUUUUUCCAGUCCUUGUUACAAUGAUAGAUCAUGUAUGAACAAACUAACUUAC